Messenger RNA from Tetrahymena thermophila SB210, 585 nucleotides. Its product is annotated as microsomal signal peptidase 25 kDa subunit. Gene Ontology annotation, biological process: protein targeting to ER. Lineage: Eukaryota; Ciliophora; Oligohymenophorea; Hymenostomatida; Tetrahymenidae. Gene Ontology annotation, cellular component: membrane; signal peptidase complex. The transcript has 7 exons. The record is from RefSeq and is a predicted model, not a curated record.
AUGAGUAAAUAGGCAACUGAAAAAGUUCAAGAGUACAGAACAGAAAAUAAGUACGACCCAUAUUUAAUCAGAGAUACUGUCAACACAUACAUUGAAAAUCUUCUUGAAAAAAAUGAAAAGAAAACUUACACUUUUUCCAAUAAGUUCUUGGACACAAAGAUUGUAUUAGGUUUUUUAAUUUUGAUAGUCAUUUUGGUCUCUCACUACUAUCCUCUGCCUUUCCCUAAAAACAUUUACAUCUUAAUAGCUUGUGUUUCAAUUUAUUUCAUUUUGAGCAAUUACUACUCUCACUACGAAAACUCAGUUGAAGGAGAUACAUUCGCUUUAUUCACUGUUUCAGACAAGAAGGAAACUGAACAAAAAAGCAAAGAAGAAAAGGUUUUAUAUAGAUUUAAUUCUAACAUUGAAAUGCUCAGUGAUGAACUUGAACUCUCCAUUUCCGAAUAUAACUAAAAGAAGACUUAUCUAGCUUAAUAAAAAAUAAAAAUAAAUGAAUACUUUGACUAAGAUGGCUAUCUCUGCACUUCCAAAUUAUCCAAACUUGUUGAUAAAAUGCUUUCCACUAUCAAGUCAAAAUCUUAAUGA